ACAAGUCCUGUAGAUUUUGUAAACUUUCAGCAACAAAUGGUCUUUAAAAAGCUCAGUUUUCACACUCCAAAAGCAAACACAAAACAUAAAAUUUUAACCAGAGAAAGAUGGCACUGGAUGCUGUGAUCUAUCAGCAAGAUUUGUUUGUUCAUACCACCAAUUGGAGCUACGAUCACUUAAGCUUGCUUGAAAGAGACCACGAUCACAAACCUCUCCACUCUUUUGACAAUUUUCUCGACAACCAAACAGAAAAUUUUCUUCACAGUCAUGAUCAUUGGAGUAAUAAUACCAGCUCCACUUCACCACCUUCAAUUUUCCCUCUCCAUUUCAACGAAAUGCUCCAAAUUAACAACGGACUAAUAACUUCUACCUCUACGAUCACUACUCCGAUUACUCCAGCCGCUAACGACGUGCUGCCUGAUCAUCAAUCAUCCGCCAUUCCAGCCGCGGCUCGAGCAAAGAGACGUCGAGCAAGAAGUAAAAAGAACAAGGAAGAGAUAGAGAAUCAAAGACAGACUCACAUUGCUGUAGAGCGUAACCGGAGAAAGCAAAUGAAUGAUUAUCUCUCUGUUCUUCGAUCUUUAAUGCCCGAAUCCUUCGUUCAAAGGGGUGACCAAGCAUCAAUUAUUGGAGGAGCAAUUAAUUUUGUGAAGGAAUUAGAGCAACAUUUACAAUUACUUGGUGGUCAUAAAGAAAUAAAACAAAAAUCAGAUGGUGAUGAUGAUAAUGUAUCAUCUAAACCACAGCCAUUCUCUGAAUUCUUCACAUUUCCACAGUACUCAACUCGGUCCGACAACUCAGUAGCGAGUGUGAAUGAGUCCAUGAGUAAUGUGACUCAAUCCGCCAUAGCCGAUGUAGAAGUGACAAUGGUGGAGAGUCAUGCAAAUCUUAAAAUAAGAUCGAAAAGACGGCCGAAGCAGCUGUUGAAGAUUGUUUCUGGUUUGCAUAUUAUGAGACUUACAAUUCUUCAUUUGAAUGUGACAACAAUUGAGCAAAUUGUACUUUAUUCUCUAAGUCUCAAGGUAGAAGAUGAUUGUAAGUUAAACUCAGUGGAUGAAAUUGCAACAGAAGUGUAUGAGAUGCUAGGUAGGAUUGAAGAGGAGUAUUCUAUGAUGUAAUAGAAUAAAAAUAAAAAUAAAAGUUCAAUUUUUAUUUUUGUAAUUGGCUUUUCUUAAUCUUAAUCUAUUUUUGAUGUGGGCAAUUUUUAA
This is a messenger RNA of Mercurialis annua (annual mercury), 1208 nucleotides long. Its product is annotated as transcription factor bHLH94-like. The record is from RefSeq and is a predicted model, not a curated record. The coding region runs from base 108 to 1118 and encodes 336 amino acids. Gene Ontology annotation, biological process: regulation of transcription by RNA polymerase II. Gene Ontology annotation, molecular function: protein dimerization activity; DNA-binding transcription factor activity, RNA polymerase II-specific; RNA polymerase II cis-regulatory region sequence-specific DNA binding. The transcript has 3 exons. Lineage: Eukaryota; Viridiplantae; Streptophyta; Magnoliopsida; Malpighiales; Euphorbiaceae.